Messenger RNA from Megalobrama amblycephala (Wuchang bream), 3016 nucleotides. Its product is annotated as coagulation factor XIII A chain-like. The coding region runs from base 252 to 2423 and encodes 723 amino acids. The record is from RefSeq and is a predicted model, not a curated record. Gene Ontology annotation, molecular function: protein-glutamine gamma-glutamyltransferase activity. The transcript has 15 exons. Gene Ontology annotation, biological process: blood coagulation, fibrin clot formation; peptide cross-linking. Lineage: Eukaryota; Metazoa; Chordata; Actinopteri; Cypriniformes; Xenocyprididae.
AUGCUAUUGUCUGUCAUCAAGAGUCAGAAGCAGGGUCACAGAGUUGUUUAUCAGACUGACCUGAUCUUGGGAUCAUCUUGACUUUGGACGAUCUGGUUCCAUGGAAGUAUUUUUCUCCAGUGGAAGAGGAAGUCCUGAGCCUUUAUUAAUCAGCAUGAAGCUCUUCACUGGUACAUCUGCCUGGAGCCUCCUCAGCAGACCCAUCUACUCUUCUACACAGACCGCAAACAUCAAGACAUCUUGUGUACAUUAUGUCACUCCAACCCUACCCUACUUCGUCCUGGGGACAUGGCCGUAUUGCCAUUGAUAGAUCAAACUCAGAUGAGUCUAGUCUACCUGAGUUUGAAGCAUUUGAUUCUGUGACACCAAGAGCACCCACAACACAAACUCUCUCGGUAUUGGGUGUUGAUAUGCAUGCAGCAGACAACAAGAGACUCCACAACACCAGCAACUACAAGAACUCCAAUCUCAUUGCGCGCAGGAAUAAUGAAUUCUUCAUCACCGUCAGCUUUAACAAACCCUUCAAUAACCAGCAGGACAAUGUGGAGAUUGAGUUCCUGAUUGGCAGUUCACCUGAUGUACACAAGGGCACCUACAUCAUUUUGUCCAUUGGAAUAGAGAAACUUUCUGGGGGCUGGAAGAGUCGUGUGGUGGAAACACGAGGCAAUAAUGUGACAGUGGGCGUAACACCAGAUGCCAGCUGCAUCAUUGGCCGCUUUCGAACCUUUGUUGUGAUUGUGAGUGAUUUUGGAAAACAGCGCACUCAGAGGAACCCUGACAUCGAUUUCUAUGUGCUUUUCAAUCCUUGGGACCCCGCGGAUCAGGUGUACAUGCCCAGAGAAACCGACAGACAAGAGUAUGUGAUGAAUGAUGUGGGAGUCAUCUACAAUGGAGAAUUCAACAACAUAACCACCCGUUCAUGGAACUUUGGGCAGUUUGAAGAGGGGGUUCUGGAUGCCUGUCUUUUGGCUCUGGAUGCUGGGAAAGUACCAAUACUGUACCGUGGAAAUGCCAUUGAAGUUGUUCGGCAAGGAUCAGCUCUGAUGAACUCCCAGGACGAUGAUGGUGUCCUGGUUGGCAACUGGAGUGGUGAUUACUCCAUUGGCACCGCACCCACUGCCUGGACAGGAAGUCCUGAAAUCCUGCUAAAAUAUGCCAGAGAGAGUUGUGUGCCUGUGUGCUUCGCUCAGUGCUGGGUGUUUGCCGGGGUGCUGAACACUUUUAUGCGCUGUCUCGGGAUCCCUGCACGGGUCAUCACCAAUUACUGCUCAGCUCACGACAACACGGGCAACCUGAAGACAGAUAUUGUGCUGGAUGAAGAUGGGAAAGUGGACCGAAGCCGAACUAGAGAUUCAGUCUGGAACUACCACUGCUGGAAUGAGGUGUACAUGAAGAGGCUGGAUCUGCCUGAAAAAUUCUCUGGCUGGCAAGUGGUCGACUGCACUCCUCAGGAGAUCAGUGAUGGUCUUUAUCGAUGUGGCCCAACAUCUGUCAAUGCCAUCAAAGAGGGAGAGCUCAGCUAUCCAUUUGAUGCAAAGUUUGUCUUUGCAGAGCUGAACAGUGAUGUGAUUUACCGUCAAUCUGACAAAUAUGGAAAUUCAAAGGUCAUCUCUGUGGACACCGCAUAUGUGGGAAAGCUCCUUGUCACCAAAAGGGUGAACAGUAACGCAUAUGAGGAUAUCACUUCUACCUAUAAAUAUCCAGAAGGCAGUGACAAGGAUAAGCAGACCAUGCAGAAUGCAGAGCGUCGUGGCGUUCCUACCAGGGAUUACUUGCCAGUCGCUGAAGCAGGUGUGAACAUCGAGAUCCAGGCUGACACCAUCAAAAUUGGUGACAACUUCAAGCUGACAAUGAACAUAAAGAACCAGACCAGCCAAACCUGCACCGUCAGUGCCACCCUCACUGGCUCUGCCAUGUAUUACACGGGUGUCACCAGCAUGACCUUUAAGCUUGAAAACAAAACAGCAAUAGUGAAACCAUGGAACACCACAAAUCUGAUGGUAGAUGUUCAAGCUGUGGACUAUAUGCCCUACCUGGUGGACCAGGCCAACUUGCUCUUUGUGGUGAACGGGCGCAUUGAGGAAACUGGCAUGUCCCUUUCGACAAUGAGAGUUGUCACUCUCCGUCCUCCUGAACUCACAAUAAAGGUGACUGGAACACCCCGGGUUGGCAAGGAUCUGUUGGUCAUCAUCUCAUUCCGAAAUCCCCAUAAUUUCAUCCUGAAAAAUGUUCAGCUCCGCCUUGAUGCACCUGGUCUGAUAACGACCAGAAUGAAAUCAUAUGAGCAGAUUCUACCUGGUGGCUCAGUGCAAUACACUGAAACCAUCACCCCUCAGACUCCUGGGAAGAAGGUGCUGAUAGGGUGUCUGGACUGCGCUGCACUGAGGCAGGUCACCAAUCAGCUGGAAAUCAACGUGGUGUAACGGAUAACUGAUUGCCACGGGGGAACGAGAGAGAAAAGACAGAGGAGAAAGAGAAAGGAUGGAUUGGAAAGGGUUCCCUGUACCAUUUUGGUGUGUUGCUUUGCUUUCAUGAGUAAUAUUUUCAAAAAUUUUAGAUUUUCUUUACAAAACAAUCAUAUUCUUACCUGCCAACACUGGAUUGUUAAAAUAGGGAUAUUUUUAUAUAUUAUUAUAAUUUUUUUAAUGCGCGAAGAUUUCGCAAGCUCAAGUGAAAAUAUGACUUACAUAAACAGAAAACAUUAAUGCGUGGGGAAAAUAAUCUUUCACAUGCUCAGAUUUUCAAGUAUAGCCUAUGUGCGAAAGUUUUCUCGAGCGUACGCAAAAUUCUGAGAGUGUGAGAAAGUGAGAGCUAUGAAAUAUAAUAAAGGUCUAUUGAAAUUUAAAAGAAAUUGUAAAAGAUUCUUUGAAAUUACACAUGAAUUUAAAUUACAUAUGCAUUGUGUAACUUAAUUAACACAGUAUUAAUCGCAAUAUACUUCUGAUUUCAUCUGCUAUACUAAUGCUAUGGACUAUGUUUUACUCAUGUAAACUAACAAUAAAGCUUUAGCAUGAAA